Messenger RNA from Tarenaya hassleriana, 1470 nucleotides. Its product is annotated as transcription elongation factor TFIIS-like. The record is from RefSeq and is a predicted model, not a curated record. Gene Ontology annotation, cellular component: nucleus. Gene Ontology annotation, biological process: DNA-templated transcription; transcription elongation by RNA polymerase II. The transcript has 2 exons. Gene Ontology annotation, molecular function: zinc ion binding; nucleic acid binding. Lineage: Eukaryota; Viridiplantae; Streptophyta; Magnoliopsida; Brassicales; Cleomaceae. Bases 119 to 1198 code for a protein of 359 amino acids.
ACUCUAAACACACCUCUCCAAGGGAUUCUCUCUCCUCUGCAGACUCCGCCGUUCUUCUGACUCUUCUCCGUCCAUUGUUGAAUUCGUCUCGGAUCUGUCUGGAAAUCGGCUCAAAACAAUGGAGAGCGAAUUGAUUGAUUUAUUCGAGGCGGCGAAGAAGGCAGCCGAUUGGGCGGCGGUCGAUGGUGUCUCCUCUACUGGCCCCGAGGUUUCUCGUUGUUUGGAUGCCCUGAAACAACUCAAGAAAUUCCCCGUCACGUACGACAUGCUCGUCGCCACUCAGGUAGGGAAGAAGCUCAGAUCUCUUGCAAAACAUCCCGCUGAGAGAAUCAAACUUUUUGCUAACGAGUUGCUUGAGAUAUGGAAGAAAAUCGUCAUUGAAGAGACGGCAAAGGCUAAGAAAAAUGGGAGCAGGGAAGGUAAGUCUUCUCUGAAACGUGAGGGCGCAAAGGUUGAGAUCGUCAAGGAGGAGAAGGUAGAUAGGAUGAAGAAGGUUGAGAAGUUGUCUAAUUCCCAGACUGUAAAAGUUGAGAAACUAGAGAGGGGUGAUUCGUCCAAGAGAAUGAAGCUAGAGAGAAAGGAAUCGGAUGAUAAAGCCGUCACUGUGAAGAAGCCGUUGAGUACAAGAAGCCCGGCAGCCCAAAGUGCUCUGCCAAAACUGACGUCAAUGGUAAAAAGCAAUGAUCCUGCGAGGGACAAAAUUCGGGAAAUCCUAGUAGAGGCAUUGUCCAAGGUGGCAGGUGAAGCUGAUGAGGACAUGAGAGGAAGAGUAAACGGAUGCGAUCCAAUCCGGGUUGCUGUGUCUGUGGAGACUGUGAUGUUUGAGAAGAUGGGAGGAUCGACAGGUGAUCAGAAACUAAAGUACAGGUCUAUAAUAUUCAACAUGAGGGACCGUAACAACCCAGACUUGAGGAGGAAGGUACUAAUGGGGGAGGUGACACCAGAAAGGCUAAUCAUGAUGACGGCUGAAGAAAUGGCGAGCAACCAGAGGAAACAAGAGAUCAGCCAGAUCAAAGAGAAAGCGCUGUUUGAUUGCGAGAGAGGGGGUGCACCAGAGGCCACGACCGAUCAGUUUAAGUGCGGGAGAUGCGGACAGCGCAAAUGCACGUACUAUCAGAUGCAGACGAGGAGUGCGGAUGAGCCGAUGACGACUUACGUAACAUGUGUUAACUGCAACAACCACUGGAAGUUCUGCUGAUGCCAGAUGGUCUUUGCCAGGACAGUUAACCAGAAACUGUUACUAAAGUUUCGGUGUAGGAUCAUUUGGUAAUUUAGAGAGUAGCUUUUCAGUUUGGUCCAUGUGUUUUGCCCUUCCAAGUGGUUCUUUGUGUGUUAUGUCUUCCUUCUUUAUAAUAAUUUCUUUAAUUAUAUGAAAACAAAUGGAUCUUGCAGCAUACAUUGUACAACAUAAUCUACCGUUGAAAAUACUGUAUGUAGGUUACAUAUACAAAUGUUAAUUUUCCUUGGUGA